Messenger RNA from Phalacrocorax carbo (great cormorant), 4148 nucleotides. Lineage: Eukaryota; Metazoa; Chordata; Aves; Suliformes; Phalacrocoracidae. The record is from RefSeq and is a predicted model, not a curated record.
CAGCCCCCGGGGGCCGGCGGUGCAGGGCGGUGAGAGAGGUGCUGGGGGCGAUGGAGGGAGAGAGGCGCGCGUUUAUUUGUGCGUGGAAUUAGAGGGAUGGAGCACCAAAACUUGGCUCCAACAGCGCUAACCACCAGAUUCCGGUUGUUGUGUUGAUUAUUUAUUUAUUUUUGAGGGGAGGGUUGGAUUUUUAUGGUGGUUUUGAGGCGUGGGGGCAGGCAGGUCCCCUGCCCGGAGCCCGCAGCGGGUGGGAGGGCCGGAGGGGCAGCCCGGUCCCCGGCCGGCAGCCCCGCAGCCCCGUGCCGCCCGGCCGGUUGCGCGGCGCUCCGGCCGGGGAGGUGGCACAGCCCGCUGCGGUAGCUGCCAUCCGUCCUCAGGGGCGCCGCAGCGCCCGGCGCUGCCAGCCUGGCAGCUCCUGCCGCUGUCGGGGUCCCCGCAGGCGGCGGGUGGAUGGAGGAUACAGGGAAGGAGGGAGCAAGCCGGGGGCGCUGGGAGCGCUGCCUGCCUGCCUGCCGGCGCCGUGCGGAGCGGGGGAGCGCCCGCAGGCCGGGGGGAGGAGGCGGGCGGCGGCGGGGGCAGGCCCAGAGCCCAGCCGAGCCGAGCCUCCCCGCAGCGCCGGGGCCCCGGCCGGAGGAGGCACGGCUCUCCCCGCUGCUGGUAGGCGAUUUUAGUCUCGUUUCGCUGGACGGUGGAGCUGAUGGCUACAGGCCACCUCUGUAAAAGGGGGUGUAAACUUGAAGAACUCGGGCUUUUUCAGUUAAAAUCUUCACUUGUAUCGCAGCACAGCAAACAUGCCUGAACAAAGCAAUGAUUACAGGGUGGUUGUGUUUGGAGCAGCAGGGGUUGGCAAAAGCUCCUUGGUCCUUCGUUUUGUAAGGGGAACUUUCAGGGAAACCUAUAUCCCUACAAUUGAAGAUACGUACCGGCAGGUAAUCAGCUGUGAUAAGAGCAUCUGCACCCUUCAGAUCACAGACACCACGGGAAGCCAUCAGUUCCCUGCUAUGCAGAGGCUGUCUAUAUCCAAAGGGCAUGCUUUCAUCUUGGUGUACUCUGUCACCAGCAGGCAGUCCAUGGAAGAUCUUCAGCCCAUCUUUGAACAGAUUUGUCAGAUUAAAGGGGACAUCCAAAAAAUCCCAAUCAUGUUGGUGGGUAACAAAAGUGAUGAGACCCAGAGGGAGCUGGAUGCCAGCGAGGGGCAAGCGUUAGCCAGCAAGUGGAAAUGCUCCUUUAUGGAGACAUCAGCCAAAAUGAACUACAACGUGCAGGAGCUCUUCCAGGAGCUCCUGAAUCUCGAGAAGAGGAGAACUGUCAGUCUCCAGGUGGAUGGAAAGAAAUCCAAGCAGCAGAAAAAGAAAGAUAAACUGCAAGGCAAGUGCUCUGUGAUGUGAUUGACUUUGGCUGGACUCACACCACUGCAUGGUAUAAUCGGAGCAUGGACUCCCACAGAAAAUUCAUUUCUGCUGGAGGUUUCAAACAAAUCCAUGCCUUGUAGGGCUAUUGCUUUUCUCUAAAAUCUUUGCAGGAUUAUUUAAUGUGUUAAAGAGGAUGGCUUUCUGCAUGUGUAUUUUUUUUUUUAAAUAAUAAACAUUCAGUGUUAGCAAUUACAUGUGACUAGAAGUUUUUAAUGCAAUAAGUUUACAUAAAAGGAAGUCAGAAAGAAACAUUUCUACUCCUGUGAGUACAUGCUAGUUUUCAAGUAUUCGUAGCCUAUUAGCUUGAAAUAAAUCAUGGUAUCUAUAAUGUGUAUACUUACAAAAAUUGUUUUCAGGAAUCUAUAGACCAGGGCAAAUCUUUAUCAAAGCCAGGCAUUUGCACUGCAAAUGAACGUAGAUGUGGCUCCAGAAGCUUAAAUUUCUGGCACACUGGCCUGCCUACCCAAGACGCUUUUUAUUUUCAUGGUGAAAGUUAUGUUUUCCUGUGUGCUGUCCAAUUCCUGAGUCUUCUGCAGUUCUGUGAGUGAUUAAAGUUUUAUCUGCAUAUAAUCAGGCUGUUUGCUUUAUUCCCCCCUUUACACGGGCUUCCCCUGUUUGCUGAGGUAGAAGGUUCCACAUGCCUUGGCUCUAAAUCUGGGGGUGAUUCCUGGUGUUCUUAAGCAGGAGCUGCUUCCUUCAUGAAGGCAAUUAGGCUGUUCUAAGUACCAGUUGGUGUAGUGGUUGGUUAUCCUGGCCAUUGGCCUUUCCUUUCUCAACUGCCAGUCUGGUUUUCCGUAUGACGGAAGCUACUUUUGCAAUCUUUCUGGAGCUCCCUUAGCUAUCCCCCCCCCCUUACUUCAUCCAAAUUAUCCAGGUUUUAGAUUAGGCAUAUGACAAGACAGUUCAGGUACCACUGCGUCAGGAAGAAACAUUGACCCCUGGAAGCUCUAUGUUUAAAGCAAACUCCUCUCUUACAGAAACUUUCAGCAGAUACCUCCCACAAAUCGAAGGACUGGAGACACAGGCUUAGUCUAUAUCCCUUGUCUGCCUCCCACCCCAUGCCCUGCUUUUUUUUGGCUAUUGGUAACAAGAGACAAGCACGAUAAGCCUCAUCUGCAGUGCAUGGUUGAGAAAGAUUUCAAGACAGUAAGUGCAAGUAUUUGCUAUCAGCCUAUGCUGUAGAUCUUCUACUUUGUGUAUGUAUUGGUCCAAGCAGAAGACUGUAAGGACUUCAGUAUUGCACUGUAGAUUUGAUUUUUACUCAGCGGCAUAGUCUUGACACAAGAGGCAAGGGAGAGAGGAGUUGCUUCUUUUUAUAGCGCUUCUCUAGUGAAAUGAUUUUAUUGUUGAAGGUGAACAAAAUAUGGAACAGGAGAUGCUGGAAAGUACAUGCCCUUAGUUUGAAAGCAUCAGUGUCUAUUAAUAACUGCUGGUUUUCUACAUAAGAUGGUAUAGAAGGACCUGUUCUCUCUGCCACACAUGAACAAAUAAUGGCUGAGUAAUACACAAAGCCACAAGGUUCAUAUCCAUGUUAACAUCUUGCAUACCUGAACAACUCUUACAAUCAGUGCUGGGUCCUGAUGCUCCAUUGUCUCCUAUGUCUGUCUGUGAGCUGCUUUUCUGUCUCCUCAGGCUGUUCCUUCGCACACAUAAGGAGGCCAUUAGCUCCGUGUGUGCCAGGGGCAUUUGUCCCAGUUACAGCUGGAGCCCUCGCACAGUUUGAUUCAGCAGAAAAUCUUACUCAUUAUGAUUUCAGAAACCCAAGCAAGUUCUGCAUUAGGUGCUGACUGAAAUGUUAUCCUUACCUGCCAAAAUAAAGUGUGGAUUUGCCAAGCUGAUACAAAGGCUCUACACCUGAUUUUUCUUAUUGGAGAUGAUAUCCCACAGGUCCUGUGAGCUUCCUGUUCUGGAGUAGUGGCGCUGGCUGGUGUAGUCCUGUGUGCCACUGCUGUGUGCAACCUUCACUUCUGUUGCAGCCAGGGGUGAGUCAGGCGGAAGGGUGGCUGUAGAAGCAGCCAUAGUGGCUUUGCAUGAAAAUAACUCUUGCUUUUUCCUAACUUUGUGCAUGGAUUUUGAUCUCUCUGUUGCUUCAUUUCCAAGCAGUUAUGCAGUGCUUCUCUGUGGGUUGUUUUUAGCAUCUGGCAAUUAUUAUUGCAAAGACUGUUCCAGUUCCAUUCCAGCCUUUGAAACCCCGAUAAGACAUUUUAUAUUUAAGCCUUUUUAAAAUGUCACAAGGCCUAAUAAUGUCUCUACAACUCCCACUGCCUUCAUGGAGAUGCCUGUGCAAAGGCAGGGCAGCGUGUAUCUGUGAUUAUUCACACAGCCGAGAUGUUCUGUAAUGUAUCAUUUGCACUGCGGUGUUUUUCCUGUAUGAGGUAUGGAGAUCACUGAGGACUGGGGUCUGGCAGAGCACAAGUACCAUGAACUAAACAGGCUCAAUCCCUCCUGCACCUGGCAGAAUUGCUAGCAGAGCCCCCAGGCUGCCUUUGGUGGCUGCAGAGGAAGGCCCGUGGGACUGCGUGGGCGAUGGAGAUGCUCAGGUGCUCCUGGUGAUGCAGGAUGGCGGUGUGGGGGUACCAACGCCCCGAGUCCCAGACUAGCAGCCUAGAGCAGACCGGGAACGAGUGAUGCCUGGUGUGGCUGCUGUUCAUGCUGUGUAAAGCAUCUAUGUUUUGGGUAUGCUAGAUCAAUUGUAUUGUAAAUUAUUAAUAAAUUGUAUAAUUAUAUUUGUUUCCA